AGUGCGGUCCUGCGAUACCUGCCAUCAAAACUCAGUUCGCAAUGUUAUUACCACAUAAAACGCGGCUUCAACUGCAGUCCGCACAUGCAGGUCCCCACCACGCUCAAAGUCGUAAAUUCGUCCCGCCGUGUCUACCCCGUCUGGCCGCUGCAUUUUCAAUGCAAUUCUCUUACUACGUCCUGCCUUCGCUGACGGACUGCCAGUUUAGUUGAUUUUCGCGAGAACCUGCCAAGUUCUCCAUUUCCAUUAACCAAUCGGUUGCGGUCCGGUCCGAUCCGUCGUGGUUCCGCGCGAAACUCUUCGUCUUGUCCUUUUAGCGCAACAGCGUCCGUCCUGCUGUUCGCCCAGUGCGUCACUUACAUGCCUUCUGGUUCCUAGUUCUAGUGCUGAUUGUUCACAGUUCCGGGUGGAAUGGCGCCAGACUGUCCAGACUACGUUACGAAAAUGGACAUCAGCUCCAAGGCGUCCAGUUCCGCAUCGAGCACGUCUUCCGCACCGCGAACGCCGCCAAAUUGCGCGCGAUGCCGCAACCACCGCAAAAAAAUCACCCUCAAGGGCCACAAGCGGUACUGCAUGUACCGCAACUGCAAAUGCCAAAAGUGCCAAUUGACCUCCGAACGGCAACGCGUGAUGGCAAUGCAGACGGCCCUGCGGAGGGCUCAGGCUCAGGAUGAGGCCCUGCUGAAGAACGGCACUAUUGACAUCAACAUGCUGUCGACGCCGCAAAAGACCGAAAGCCCCAUUCAUAACAUUGACCGAGCCAAUUUGGACUGUGAUUCUUCGGCUUCGUCCCAGUACUCGAAUCCGCCGGUUGCCAUCAGCAGAAAGUCGGAAAUGUCUCCAGUUCUUGCGGUUCCUGCUACCAGCACGUCCAUGCCUGUUGGAGUGGCCAACGAAGUGCUUUCCUACGACUACAAAGGCAAGUUUUUAUCUCUUUUAUUGCCAUUGCGUAAGUCUUCGAAUGUUGUUGAACCAGCAAGCCGGCGUUUGUUUACGUUGGCACGGCCUGCGGUGUUUGCAGCAGGUUCUAAUGAAGACUUGCCAUUAUGUGUCUUUUAACGUCGAGAUGCACUUUAGUCGGCGUGAAAAUGUGUCUCUUUCACCUAAUCAUCGUUAAUUGACUCAUUUUCCAUGUGCGCACUAUUACUCAAUUCUAGGCGUGUGUCACACU
Molecule: messenger RNA, 1171 nt
Organism: Dendroctonus ponderosae (mountain pine beetle)
Lineage: Eukaryota; Metazoa; Arthropoda; Insecta; Coleoptera; Curculionidae
Product: doublesex- and mab-3-related transcription factor 1-like
Exons: 1
Coding region: 412-1059 (215 amino acids)
Biological process (GO): regulation of transcription by RNA polymerase II; sex differentiation
Cellular component (GO): nucleus
Molecular function (GO): DNA-binding transcription factor activity, RNA polymerase II-specific; RNA polymerase II cis-regulatory region sequence-specific DNA binding
Source: RefSeq, a predicted model, not a curated record